UACUGCGCAUGCGUGGAAAUUAGCCGGGUUCAGCGUUCUUUGUUUCGAUCCGCGAAUCUGCGGGCAAUCGCGCGUUCUAGCUAUGAGUAGGUUACUGUUCAGAUUGUUUCUCGUCUUUCUCGUCGUCGUGCCGUCGUCGAUUCUUCUUGCGAGACGAGAUGGAUCACAGAUUCUUGCAGAGGCGGCGGAAGAUCCUGUAGAGAACGAAGAGGAAGUAGCUGAUUCGAAAGAUGAGGAGGAAGACGAAGAAGAAACAACUGUAGAGGAUGAAUCAGACGGUGAAGAGAGUGAUGAAGGUGAAGAAACAGAAAAGGUUGGAGAUGUGGCUGAUAGUGAGGAGGAAGAGGGAGAAGAAAAGGAAGAGAAGAUAGCGUCUUCUCCAGAUGUUGAGACAAGCAUUCUCUUUACAACAGGCAGCGACAAAGACUUACCAGCCGGUGGAACAGUGAAAAUUAUUGUCGGAUUUCAGAACAACGGAACGGGCAAUUUUGUAAUCGAAAAUAUUGAUGCUUCGUUCAGGUAUCCACAAGAUUUCUCCUAUUUUAUUCAAAAUUUCACAACUCGUUAUUAUGACACGCUUGUGGAGCCGCAGUAUGAGACAUGUCUAGCGUAUGAAUUUAUGCCCAGCGAGACGUUUGGUUCUCGUUCGUUUGGUUUCACAGUUUUGGUGAACUACAAAGAUACGGAGGGAACCGAAUUCCAAGAUGCAGUUUUUAAUGAAACCAUCAACAUUUAUGAGCAAGAGGAAGGAAUAGAUGCUGAGACGUUCUUCCUGUACGUCUUGCUGAUGGCAGGAAUCGCUGUUGUUGGUUUGGUGAUAUACAAUUACCUGCCAACAUCAACGAAAAAGAAGCCACAGCCAACGAAACCUGUAGAGAUGGGCACUCAAGCGAAUGCCGACGUCGACCAGUCGUGGCUACCAAUGGAUCAUCUCAAACCUCACUCCAUCAGCAACAACACGUCACCUCGUGUUCGAAGGUCGCCGAGGAACAAGAAACCAAAGAGUUGAUUUGAUUGCCGUUUUGUGCGGGCACGAUUAGAUGUAACGCUGCAGACAAACCUCCGUAGCAUUCCGGUUUUAAUGCGGCCUCUCUAGUCCAUGUACAGUGUUGGCAAUGGAAUGUGAGAAUGUAAUGUUGUUAGGGAUUGA
Corticium candelabrum is the source of this 1150-nucleotide messenger RNA. Its product is annotated as translocon-associated protein subunit alpha-like. The record is from RefSeq and is a predicted model, not a curated record. The transcript is spliced from 12 exons. Bases 83 to 1009 code for a protein of 308 amino acids. Gene Ontology annotation, cellular component: endoplasmic reticulum; endoplasmic reticulum membrane. Lineage: Eukaryota; Metazoa; Porifera; Homoscleromorpha; Homosclerophorida; Plakinidae.